UGCCAGUAAAGUGAAAUGAAAAGAAUAUAAAAAUUCAUUCUUUCUUUCUUUCUUCUUCAAGAAACAAGAAAAGAAUAAACACGCAAACACACAUUGUGGAGUUCGAUAUCAAACCUCUUUGGAUGUUCGGUGUUUCGCUCAAUCAUCUUUAUUAUUUGCAAAAUCAAGAAACAACAUUCAAUUUCUUCUGUUUGAUACGACAACCUAUGCUAUAUAAGGAUCCUUGCAUAGUGAUCAAUGGAGGAAACCAUAAUGAGGUUGUAUCUGGUAAAAAUCAGUGGGUGUUGGCACAAUAGCACUAUAUUUGUGUUGAUAACUAUAAAUGUAAGUCUUGGAUUUAGUAACCGAAAAAAGGUAGAACCUUACCCAUUUUUAUCGUUCUUGAUCAUUCAAUAAGAUUCAAUCUCUGCUGAGCAUAAUAGUGUUCAGGUUCAACAUGCUAAUAAAGUGGUUACCCAAGGUUCAUCGGUGAUUUGGAAACCGAAAUCUCAUGGAACUGUUCUUGGAGGACUGUAACUGAAGUUGAAAGCAUGCUGUUGGGUAAAGGGAAGGUUGAUGGUUCAGAUGCGGCUUCAUGCACGAAUCAGAGCAACCUUUUGGAAAUGAAAAGUCAGAUAAAGAGGUAUUGUCUUGGUGGCCCAAAAAUGUUGGAUGAUGUCAUAAUGUGAAAGCUAGUUGUUGCCUUAAAAUGCGGGAUGAUGUCAUGCAUGGAUAUUAUUUAUUGUUCUUUGAUGACUCUAGUCCCUAAAUGCAAUUUUGCAACUGCAACAUGAAGUGAUUUUGCAAAUGCAAAAGGAAAUGCGUCCUUGUGUUUGAUUAGCCUACUGAUAAAGGGUUUCAAAGGAAUUCUCUAAGGAACAAAUGAAUCAACUGAAGCAAAGUACAAAAAAACCAAUUCUUUGGAGUCUAAACUAUUUCAUAUAAGGGGAUGCUUGCAUUGUGAUUAAUGGAGGAAUCCAUAACGAGGCUGUAUAUCUGUUAGUCUUGUUUACUGCAGACCUACUAUGAAAUCUGAUAAAAUUCAAUCUUCUGCUUGAGAAAUAGAAAACCUUUUAUUGGUGAACAUAGCAGUGUUCAAUUUCAGCGGUGAUUUUGAAACCGAAAUCUCAUGAAAUUGUUAGUGUAGGACGGUAACUUAAGUUGAAAGCAUGCUGGUGGGUAAAGGGGAAGUUGGUUGAUGGUUCAGGACUUCAGGUGUUGGUGUUGAUGUGGCUUCAUGCACGAAUCAGAGCAACUUUCUAUCCCAAAUUUGAAAAUGAAAAGUCAGAUCAAGAGACCACCUAUGUCAUAUAAGGAUGCUGGCAUUGCGAUCAACUGAGGAAACCAUAACAAGGUCGUAUCUGUCAAUGUUUUUUACUGCAGGUGGAUGUAUAAGAUUCAGAUAGCACUAGAUUUGUGUUGAUAAUUAUAAAUGUGAGUAUUGGAUUUAGUAACUUGAAUACAUGUGAGCUCUUAUAAGUGGCCUCUCGGUUAUGCAGCAUUUAAUCAAUCGAUCAUGUAGGUGGUACAACCACUCUAGUAUGCAGCCUACAAACUUGAUAUGGUGACUGAUGACAGUUCUUUCAGACAAUAUUAUUAUGUAACAGAUAUUGCGCCUGUGAUUGAGGGUGCUGUUCACCACAUCGGUUCAAGAAGAUUUGAGUUUGGAGGUACUGAUCUAACUAAUUUCCUGGCUCAAAAACUCGGCAAAUCAAAUCCGCAAGUAAAUAUCAGCAUGUCUGAUGUGGAUCAAAUAAAAGAGCAAUAUUCAUGCUGUGUUGAAGAUGAGUUAGCUUAUCAGAAAACCCAAUAUUCUUGUCCUGUGGAGAAACAUACGCUUCCUGAUGGACAGGUGAUAACAAUUGGGAGAGAAAGAUGCACAAUUGGCGAAGCUUUAUUCCAGCCAUGUCUGUUGGGUUUAGAAGCUCAUGGCAUUGUUGAACAGCUUGUCCGUGCUAUGAUUGGUUUGUGGUGGCACUUCUUCUAUGAUUGAUAAACUUUUCAUCUUUGUUAGUUAUGGUUAAUUUAGUAUAAACUUGACGUUCGCCUUUGUUUCUAAGGAUCCUGAAUAUAAGGGAAAAUUUAUAAGGAUCCUGCGGACAAAACAGCUUAACAUUGGACAUUUUUGGACUGAUAAAUAUCACAGUGCGCGUUUACAAACCUGAA
This is a messenger RNA of Trifolium pratense (red clover), 2145 nucleotides long. RefSeq names its product actin-related protein 7-like. The transcript has 6 exons. Lineage: Eukaryota; Viridiplantae; Streptophyta; Magnoliopsida; Fabales; Fabaceae. Bases 1541 to 1972 code for a protein of 143 amino acids. Gene Ontology annotation, cellular component: nucleus. The record is from RefSeq and is a predicted model, not a curated record. Gene Ontology annotation, biological process: anatomical structure morphogenesis.